AUGGAUCCAGCAGUUCUUGCUGAUGAAGAUCCUUUUGGGAGGCCAGCGAUCUUAACCAUCCUGUCCAGGAAGGCGACAGCCUUACAGUCUCUAAGCCAAUCCAUCCAUAUUCUAAACCUUCUCUCUCUACGCUCUGUAACGCACCCAAGUUUCACCAAGUUUCCGGACAGAGGUUUAGCAGCUGGAAUGGUAAUUAAUGCACAAACAGACAAUGACCCUCACAUCCAGUAUUGCCAACAACUGCACCCCUCCCAUUACAGCAGCAAGAUCAGCACAUCUUGCCGCAGUGGUGUGGAUGAAGACGCCAACAGCAAACAGCCCAAGAGCCUCAAGCAAGAGGUGCAGCAAUCAGAGAAACAGGCAGUGAAGUGGCUACGGUCAGCCUUUCGCUCGGAUUCUCGAGAGAAGAUCGAGCAAACUUGGCGUGAGCGCAGUGAGAUGAAAGGGUCAUGGAGACAAGCCGUGGCGAUGGCCUCCGAGUUUUGCCCUGGGCCUCUUUUGUCUCGUGUGGAAUUUUCAGCCUUCUCUGGAACCCAAAUGCUCCAUCUGGCUCGCUUUUCCAUGUCUCUAAGGAGUCACUGGCAAGCGGACAGACAGCUGGUGAGAAACGUAAACCCGAUGGCCUCCUCGUCGCUUCGGGCCUUAGUUGAAGUCGCCUCAGGGGUUCGGCUCACCGAUCAAAUGCUCGACGCGCAUUGCAUAUCGGCUGCGCACGACCGCUCCUUUGACCUUGUCUACAACAACAGUCAGAGAUUCUGCAGUCAGGUUCUGCAGCGUCUCGUUUACAACAGGGUAAUCACUCAGAGCCAAUUCGAUGAGUUAGCUAUGAAGGGAUUUCAGCCGCUCGUCUAA
Messenger RNA from Paracoccidioides lutzii Pb01, 852 nucleotides. RefSeq lists its product as hypothetical. Bases 1 to 852 code for a protein of 283 amino acids. The record is from RefSeq and is a predicted model, not a curated record. The transcript has 4 exons.